AUUUUUCCCGCUUGCAUCAUAAUUCGAAGUUUCUCUCGUCUUUUUAUCACCAAACUCAAAAGAUUUAGGUGGUGAAAGAGAUUGAAAAAUUUGGAGCAUGAAAAGACACCGCCCCCGCAUCUUUGUUAAUGGAAAUUAUUCGUUUCAUUCCCUCUCUCGAAUCUCAAUCACUCAAUUAUACAUUCACAAUAAUUCAAAUGGAAUCUCUCAACACAACCAGUGAUAUCAUGAUUCAGAUGAGGAUAUGCGCAACCUGUGCGCGAUGCAUCCAGAUUUUUGUAUGAGAUAGGCUUUGUUGUAUCUCGGUGAUUGGAUUCAACACAAUCAACUGCUAGCAUUGUAUCUCGUUCACUGACUUAGAAGAUUUUCGCUGAGUUGAGAAUAUAUGAAAUCAUCAAAUUCAUAAAUAAACUGAAAAUUCAGAUCAUGUAGAACAAAGAUGAAGUUGCAUUGAUAUCUAAGAUUCUGUAGGUGAAAUCAAGAGGGUCUAAGAGGUGGGUGUAGGGGUUAAUUGAAUUGCUGGCCUUAUCCUCAACUCAUGACAAGGAAAAGGUUGCAGCAGAAUCUUAAUGAGGGAGAAUCAAUGGAAAUGGUCUCUUGCUUUUAAUAUACCAGUGAGCAUCGUGCAUUUUAUCUUCAUAUUUUACUAGAAAUAAACAUCUUAAUGCCUCUAAAGUUAGUUUGAUGGAGAUAUGUAAGAAUCUGUUCGAGUUUCUUCAUUUCAGUUUUAUAUUUUUUCAUUUUCCUUUCCGUCCUGGAAGGGGUGGAGAUAGUUGAUGUCCUACUAAGGUGUUCUGAUCCACAUGUUUAUAGGACCAAUGAACACUGUGAUGGAUAUGAAGUAGCUAAACUCUUGUUAAUUUCCACAUCAGCUGCAGACGUAGAAUUUACUGUAUUGUUCAAGUUGCAGCCAUGCCUCAAUGUAAAUUAAUGCCACGUCAUCGUAGAUUUAUUCCUUUCCUAAAAAUUUCAAGUAUGAAUUGAAUUGGGGUUGACAUUGUUCUGAAAUUAAGAGACCAAAAUCUCACCCUUUUUUCCAAGUGUGAGACUUUCCAUCAAUGAUGAUUAUAUAAAAAAUUUAUUGAUUUUUUCACUUAGCUUAUAAUAAAUGGAAUUCUAUUUCCAUAACUUGUGCUCAAGAUUUCAUUACUGCUAGUUAUGAAAUUAUUGAUAUUCUUGAUGGCUGAUGGUAUCACCCAGUUGGCCAAAUAAAAGUGCUUUCUGGUUAUGUUUCUUGUGUGAUGUAUUUUAUUUAUUCCAACUAUAAUGUGGUUUUUCAUAGAUGGAAGGACACGUCUUUAGAUUAACCAUUACACAUUAAGUGAUGCCCUAUGCAACUUACUUUGUGAAAAAGUGGGUCACUAUCAAGCAAAUCAUCGAUAAGGGCCAUUUCCCUUAUCCAAACAACUAUCUGAAGGAACUUGCACUUUUCUAUCCAUUUAUUCAUGUCUUCCAAAUUAUUUAGAUUAAACAAUUCAAUCCACCACCCCUUCACUUGCCUUUAUAAAUACGUUCGUUUAUGCAAAGUCAUCAUGUCAAAGCCUAAGCAAACAUACGACCUUACUCCCAUUCUUUCAACUUCUUGUUCCUUGCUCCUCCACAAGCCUUUGUUUUUUUUCUUUUCCUCCAGCUUUUGUUAGUAUAAGUACAGCCAUUUCACGUAUCUUUGGAUAUUUGGUUAUAAAAAUCUUUUGGAAGGAAGUAGGAAGAUUGGAUUAUAAUGGAUAGAUUGAGAAAUUUGGCAUCUCAGAAAGCAGUAGUGAUUUUUUCCAAGAGCUCAUGCUAUAUAUGCCAUAGCAUCCAGACCCUCUUUUAUGAGCUUGGUGCAAGCCCUGCAGUUCACGAGCUUGACCAUGAUGCAAAUGGGCGAGAGAUUGAUUGGGCUCUUAGAGGUCUAGGGUGCAACCCAUCAGUUCCAGCUGUGUUCAUAGGAGGAAAGUUUAUAGGCUCAGCAAAAGAUGUUAUUUCUCUCCAUGUUAAUGGGGAUCUGAAACAAAUGCUGAUAGAUGCGAAGGCCAUCUGGUUGUAAUGCUACAAAAAGAAAAACUGCAUGGUUUUUUCUUUUUUCGUUUUGUCUUUUUUUUUUUUCAACCCACCUGCCUUUAUUAUGUCGAAAAGGCUCGUACAAAAUGUUGUAAGAAGGCUCCGAUAGUUCUCGAGUUUACAACUGAACUGUAUAAAAUGAAGCCAUACUUACCCUGAGAUAUCUAAAUGUUAGGAUAACUUUUCCUA
Molecule: messenger RNA, 2232 nt
Organism: Cucumis sativus (cucumber)
Lineage: Eukaryota; Viridiplantae; Streptophyta; Magnoliopsida; Cucurbitales; Cucurbitaceae
Product: glutaredoxin-C11
Exons: 3
Coding region: 1721-2029 (102 amino acids)
Source: RefSeq, a predicted model, not a curated record